Xiphophorus maculatus (southern platyfish) is the source of this 4095-nucleotide messenger RNA. It is a transcript of the gene abi3bpb, whose product is annotated as target of Nesh-SH3. Gene Ontology annotation, molecular function: protein binding. Lineage: Eukaryota; Metazoa; Chordata; Actinopteri; Cyprinodontiformes; Poeciliidae. Gene Ontology annotation, biological process: positive regulation of cell-substrate adhesion; extracellular matrix organization. The transcript is spliced from 23 exons. The record is from RefSeq and is a predicted model, not a curated record. The coding region runs from base 133 to 2625 and encodes 830 amino acids.
CCCACUGCGAGGACGUCCCUCAGCUGAACAAGUCCUAAGACGGCUGCUCUCUGAGACGCUUAGUGAAGUUGUCCAGCUCCAGGUCGCUCCUUCCUCACCCUCCUCAUCAUCACCUGCAAGAGGUCAGAGGUCAUGGUGGCUCUCCUGCUCAGAGUCCUGCUGCUGCUGCUGAUCGGAGGGACGGUUCUGCUGGGCGGCAGCCCGGCCCAGAGGAUCCGAGUUCGCCGUCAGAACAUGAAGGUCCGGAUCAACGCCACCGGCGACACCAUCGUCAUGAAGUUCGUCCGGCCCGGUCCGGACGUGAAGCUGGAGGGAUACAUCCUGGGAUACGGCAGGAGCGUCUUCUCCAAGCAGUUCAUCCAGCUGCCGGAGAACGGGCAGCUGUACGAGACGGAGCUGGAUGCUGAACCAAAGUACCUGGUGGCCGUCCAGCCAAUCCCAGUCAACGACAUGAAGAAGCACUGCACAGGCAAGGUGAACCUGGAGAAGCCGCUCCACCUGGUGAUCGGCUCCAUCAGCCCCACGGCGGUGCUGCUGUCCUGGGGGAACCACCUGAAGACGCCGUAUGAGAAGAACGUCAUGAGCGAGUGUCUGGAGGACGGGUUCUACACCAUCCGCUACAGGGAGAGGAACAGGAAGUGGAUCUACCAGACCUGUCCUGCCAGUGACACCGUCAUCGACCACCUGAAGCCCGACACGCAGUACGAGUUCGGGGUUCGCUCCAACAAGGACGACCGCAGCAGCCUCUGGAGCAAACCGGUCAUCCACAGCACCAACACGGCCAAUAAAAACAGUCAGAAACCGUACAAGCCGCGGAAACCUCUGGCAAAUCCGAUGAAACCUCAGCACCCGUUCCCUCCGCCAGAGUCCCCAGAGAGCCGGCAGGAAACGGCCCCUGUGCCCGGCUCCGCCCGGCCCAAACCCGCUCACGGCUCACCUGAAAAAGGAAACAGUCUCAUAGCCAACCGAAGCCGUCCUGCGGAGCGGCGGACUGCUGCCCUCCCCAAACUGCUGCCUACCUCCACCCCUCCUGCCAACAUCACUGUCUCUAACUUCCCCUCCAGAGGCGGUGAGCUGCAGACCACCAGGGGGCCCAGCAGGGCUCCUGACAAGCUUCCUAAUCCUGAGGCUGCAGUGAGACCUCAGGACGGCUCCUCGCUGCUCCGACUCGCCCUGGCCAAUGAGCGGGCCAAGCUCGGCACCUGGGGUCAAGGCAGCAGCAGAAACGGGAGGCCAGCGAUUUCCUCCAGCCCAGACGCUAACCCACUGAUCUUGAGGAGCCAUCUUGACCCCUUCUCUUACCGCCUCACACAGCGCCACUCUUCCUCUAGAUCCAGUAACUCGUCCCCGACCUCUUUGAUCCUUGGGGCAAACGGACAGCCGCACCGGGGCAUUUCCCAGCCCAAACUGGCCUUAUGGCCCAGAGCUCGACUGGUCAACAACUCGCUGACGGAGGACAAGAAGUCUGAUGUUCCUGCUGGGUUCGGUCGGUCUGGUGUCGUCGUUGACGACCGGCUUUAUGGAUCUCCGUUUCGGACGACUCUGAACAUCCGGCCGAAUGAUGUGAGAAAACCUGGAGAGACCGACAAGGUGAACCGGCCUGAGAAGAGCGGAAACCCAGAAAUCCCAAAGUAUAAAGUCCCAGCAGUGACGACCAAACCGACCAAACAGGAGCGAAGACAAACCACGACUACGGCCGCCCCGACCGCAGUGACUCGGCAGGAGAGUUGGGAGGAUUCAGACCUUUUCCAGUCUCAGCCAACCUCUGAUGUUGAUGCAAUGGGCAAGAAGCGUUACGUGGCGCCUCAUGUGGUUUACCAAACCGGGAAGAAGCCGGAUGAGCCUUGCUCCAUCACCUCCUCCCUCAACUACUUCCCUGAAGACGAACCUGGUGAGGUGAACGUCACGUCUCCUCCGACCAGCCCACCCGCCAACCUCACUGUGGUGACGGUGGAGGGAUGUCCGUCCUUCAUCAUCCUGGACUGGGAGAAACCAGACAACCACACCACCGAGUACGAGGUGAUCUCUACUGCGAAGGGACCUGAUGGAGAACGGGUUUCCAUCCUGACCACCAACCAGACCCACACUGCAGUGGAGAACCUGAACCCUGAGAGCAGUUACGAGUUCACGGUGAAGCCGAAGAACGAGUUGGGAGAAGGUCCUGUGAGCGAGCCGGUGUCCUUCAACACGGAGUCUGCGGAUCCGCGUGUGAGCGAGAACGUCUCAGGAAAAGACGCCAUCUGGACUCAGUUCCCGUUCAAGACCGACUCGUACUCCGACUGCCACGGCAAGCAGUACGUGAAGAGAACCUGGUACCGCAAGUUUGUAGGCGUCCAGCUGUGCAACUCGCUGAGGUACAAGAUCUAUCUGAGCGACGCGCUGAACGGUAAAUUCUACCACAUUGGAGAUCAGAGCGGCUUUGGAGAGGAUCACUGCCAGUUUGUGGAUUCUUUUCUGGACGGACGGACGGGCAGGCAGCUCAGAGCGGACCAGCUCCCCUCCAGAAACGGUUUCUUCAGAGCUCUGCGCCAGGAGCCCGUCCACUUUGGACAGAUAGGAGGACAUUCCCACAUCAACUACGUCUCCUGGUAUGAAUGUGGAACGCCGAUCCCUGGGAAGUGGUAGACGGACUCGGAUCCUCAGCAGGAAGGGACUUGUUGACCUGAGCUGGGGGGGCUGACCCAGCCGGACCCGGAGCUGGGCGCCCAGUGCUGUAAAAACAUGUACCGGACUUCCUCAUCAGGGAACUGUAAGGAGAGAGCAUUUGUACGACUAUAGCAGACAUGCCUUCUCUUUACUAUUUAUCAAGCACCAACGCUACAGCGAUUAGAGCAGGAACAAAGUCAUGAUAGAUCUAUUUUAUUUAGUGUUAAAUCUUUGGAAGCUGGCUCCCUGGAUUACUAUUUUCAUCACUUGUGAGAUGUUAUUUAUCCAAAGGUCUUUGGUUUCAUUUCUUCAUGAGAAACGACAGGCAGGAGGUCACAGGGUGGGCGGAGCCUCAGCACAUACCAUCACAACAUUCACCGAGUCGACUGGCGGCUCACCAGUACGACCAGUUAACUAUAACAGUCAGGUCACAGGUUCAAAGGUCAUCCUGUUGAAGCCAUUUCUGAUACAUGUGGAUACUUCCUGGUAACUUCACUGAUCUACAGGUGCAUGAUGUUGAUGCAGCUAUUCUCUAAACCAGUCAUCAUGCAGCUCUGCUUCUGUAAAAUGGGGUUUGAUGCUUAAAGCACAACAGCUACACAUUGAAUGUGUCGCUCAGAAGUUGGGGGAAAAUCUUCUACGCUUGCGUUUUGCACAGGACAAAUCUCUGUAUAAGACUUUAUAUGGACAGAGUGUCGUUUCUACACAGAUUAGCAGAUUUAACUCUGACUGGGGUCAGGCAGGCCUCCACUUCCUACCAUGCUAACAGGAUGGAAAGGCUUUAGCUAGCUGCUAGCUAACAGGUUUUAUUGUUACUGUUCAAUAGCAAUAAGCUAAUGCUGCAGUGGUGUAGCUACUACCGCUCAGCUAGCUGCUAGCUAAGGAGUUUUAUUGACACUGUUCAAUCACAGGAAGCUAAUGUUGCAGCCAUGUAGCUAAUGCCACUUAGCUAGCUGUUAGUUGAAAGGCUUUAUUGUUAUCGUUCAAUAGCAACAAGCUAACGCUGCAGUGGUGUAGCUACUACUGCUCAGCUAGCUGCUAGCUGCUAGCUAAGGGGUUUAUUGUUAUCCAUCAUGUCUUUUAACUCCUGAACCUAAAAGAUUCUAAGUUCUGUAACCGAUCAGCCGGUUCGUUGUCCAGAAGUAAAACGAGACGUGAGCUUCUGGGAUCCAGAUCCAUUUUUAAUUAGCUGCCCUGUUCAACAUGGAGGAACCUGGAGGCUUUCAUUCAGUGUUCAAUAACAGAUGCAGGUCAUUUUUCUACAUGCUGUAUUCCAGUCCUGCUGGACCGGACCGUUCAACAUGGCUGCCGCUCUCAGCUGCAGCCUGACUCAUGCUCAGACACAGGAGACAGCUUUGGAAGAAAGUCACAAUGUGUUGUUGGUGAUUUUUAUAAAUGUGUUUGUUACUGUGUUGUUUUUCAAUAAUAAAAUGUUUUGGUUUCUUUUUU